Prosopis cineraria is the source of this 1451-nucleotide messenger RNA. Its product is annotated as ethylene-responsive transcription factor 3-like. Gene Ontology annotation, biological process: regulation of DNA-templated transcription. Bases 293 to 979 code for a protein of 228 amino acids. NCBI's taxonomy places the organism in Eukaryota, Viridiplantae, Streptophyta, Magnoliopsida, Fabales, Fabaceae. Gene Ontology annotation, molecular function: DNA-binding transcription factor activity; DNA binding. The record is from RefSeq and is a predicted model, not a curated record. The transcript has a single exon.
GGUGCCGUUGAGGUGUUGUGUGCCUUCCUGUCUGUCUUUCUCCUUCCAACCAUUUCCUUCUAUCCCCCCUUUACCUUUUUCUUUUCCUCGCCAUAAUUUCCAAUCUCUCAACAAUCCCAUUCUUAUUUCCUUUAAAUACUUCAGAGAUUGAAAUGCCCUUCUCCGAUUGAACCACCCACAGGCCUGAGAUUGCCUUUCUUUUCUUGAUCGGUGAUCCUGCUUGUCUGCUUCCAGUUUAUCUCCCUCCGGAGUUUUUUUCUUCUUUGUUUUCUGAGGAGGAUUCUUGGAGAACAUGACGAGGGCUAGAGGAGCCGCCGCUGUUAAACAGGCGGCGGCGGCGGCGGCGGCGGAACUCAAUGGAUCCGGUUCAAGGGCUGUUUUAAAAGAGCCAAGGUACCGGGGCGUGAGGAAGAGACCGUGGGGUAGAUUUGCCGCCGAGAUCAGAGACCCCAUGAAGAAAGCUCGUGUCUGGCUGGGCACCUUCGACUCCGCCGAGGAAGCGGCUCGAGCCUACGAUGCCGCCGCGAUAGCCCUCCGUGGACCCAAGGCCAAGACCAAUUUCCCUCUCUCCCCUUCUUCAUUUUCGCCGUUCUGCUACCCCACCACCAACCCCAAUGUCAACGACGACGUCUUGGAUCACCGGUUGUACGGGAACAAUGGUUUUCAGGAGCACCAGAUUAAUCCCCAGAGACCUGCCACCAGUAGCAUGAGUAGUACAUCCUUCAGCGGGCCACGGCCACCGUCCACGACGGCUCCGACUGCGGCAAACCGGAGAUACCCCCGGACGCCGCCCGUCAUGCCAGAGGACUGCCAUAGCGACUGCGAUUCGUCGUCUUCGGUGAUCGACGGCGACGGCGAAGUCGCCGAUUUCGCGUCAUCUUCUUUCCGUCAACCGUUGCCCUUCGACCUCAACUUCCCACCGUUGGAUAUCGCGAACGUGGCGGGUGAAGAUCUUCACUGUACCGCUCUCUGCCUCUGAUCUCGAAUCAAAGAUUAUGAUUCUUCAUUUUUUUUCUUUACCCUUGUAUUUUUGUUCCCCUUUUUUUAUGCGGAAAAAAUACCAAAAAAAAGAAGAAAAAAAGAUGAUGAUCAGACAUGAGAUUAUGAUGGUAUGAUCUUAAUUCUGUGAGUGUAAUCUUCAGCCACGGUGUUCCAACAGGGGUAUCGAUCAAUUCUCUUCCACUUUCUCUUCAAAAAGAUGAAAAAACAAUGAAAAAAAAUGUCACGAUCUUUAUGUCACUCAAGAAUUUUAUGGAUUAGGGUUUGUAGUUGGCAUAUCCAAUGUCCAAUGUGGGUGUUCAUGUCGCAUUUUCAUCUGGUUCUUGUCUUGCUAUCAGUAUGUAUAUAUAAAUGCUACGAGUUAAGAAAGUUAGAAUUAGCUGUUACUCAAAUUGCUUCUAUCUCUUGCAAUACCUUGAAAAUAGAUUCCAUUACUGGUUUGGUUUCAUUUU